Molecule: messenger RNA, 1785 nt
Organism: Peronospora belbahrii
Lineage: Eukaryota; Oomycota; Peronosporomycetes; Peronosporales; Peronosporaceae
Source: the annotation of a GenBank genome assembly
AUGCCACGAGCUUCUAGUAACUUCCUAAAGGGUGACACCAGUCAACGCUUUGUAUUCUUAGACUUGGAUUCUCUUCUAUCAUCUGUUCGUGCCCAUGUAUUAAGUCAUGAGUCUCAAUUUCAUUCUGAACUUGCUUUAUUUUCAUCCGAAGUGUCUUUAAGUCCAGAACAUUUAACAGUCUUAUUAAAUGAUCAACAACCUGCUAAAGUUCAAUGCUGGAGAGGAACGUACUGUGCUAAUCCAAAUGCUAUGGAAGCAAAAGCACUUCAAGCAGUACGAAAUGAUGGUGGAUUUAUUAUUAAUUGGCAAUUAACACAAAAAGGAACACCUCAACAUCCAACACUUGAAAAAAUGCUGAAACGUCACUUGACCAAGACAAAAACCAUUGGAGUUGAAAAGACGCUCAUCUUAGCGACGGGAGCACUUACAAACAGUAUACGAAACUGUGUCGAUGCUUAUUUGGCAGCGCAUUGGCACGUUCAACUUGUAACUCUACAGUCAUGCUACAAAAAAAGUAACUGGCAGCUUCCGGAAUCUGAUACGUUUAAUGUGAAAUGUAUUGAUAAAUAUCUUAAUAAGCUGCUUACAGGACGUCAUGGUGGACGAGCAACGUGUGACCAGCGUAAAGUAAACAACAUGUCACCUACUCGACGACCGGAACAACGCUUUAGUAGCAAUAACAGCAAUUGUACCAGUCCAGCAAAACCAGUGUUUGAGUCAUCACCAUUGCAGCAAGAGUUUUGUCACGAGAAGAAAGUGGCUAUGCUGAAACAAGAGAUUGAUGAUAUCCAACGACGUCAAGCUAAAUUAGCAUCACUGCCUAGUGGAAAAUAUGCUGUUGGUAGUCGACAUCGACAUGUCUUUAUGAAUCUCGACAAUAUUGCGGGCGCCGUUUGCAAUAGUCAAUGGCUGUAUCAGCGAGUUAAAGGUGCCACAAGCGGCUAUGACGUGCGUCUAAACUUUCGAGCAUUAACAGAGCGUGUGUGUGGAACGCAGCCGACUUUUGUAAAACGCAGACUGGCAGUGUAUCGAAAGAUGCCUCGGGAACUGGCACUGCCAUUGCAGGAAUUUACUUGGGAGGUCAACGCCUUAAGCCAAAGCUCCAGUGGAAAUAAAGGAUUGUAUUAUGUGCUGCUGGAUCUAUUGGAGACGGCUGGAUCGGCCAAGCACAAGAAUACAUUGGUGCUAGUUAUGGGUGACGGUGCUCUCGGAGGUAGCGGAAUGGAGCAGAAAGAGGCCACAAAAGACUUGCUGACCAAAUUUUUGGAAAAGAACUGGUUUGUAGAAAUUCACUCGUGGCUGCAUGCACUGAGUGAUUGGUUCCUGGAUGUGCAAGAGCAGUAUCAGUAUCGUGUUAUAGUAAAACCCUUGGAUGAUGCUAUCAAUGGCUUGGUCUUCUUGAAACAAGGAGAGGAAGAUGCAUUGGUGAAACCAGAGUGGCCAGCGAGUCAACAGGGAGCAACCGAUGCUGUUUGUGCAAGCUCACCAUUGCCUCCUCCCCUCAACAGCACCGUCUGCAUGGAGCAGAGAAUGAAGCUAGAAGAUGAGCGUAAAGAUUUGCUUGAACGUUUACGCAAGAAUCAGGAAGCAAUGGACGCGCUCGAGUUGGAAACAUGGUCGAUGCAGGUUCUACAGCAGCAGGAGCUGACUCGAAUGGCACAGCAAGCGAGCGAAAAGCAUUUGGCCAUUCGUAUGGCAGAAGAGGGAGAAAUACAGCUCAAGCUUUUGCAAGAGUACGAAAAGUCGCAAGAAGAGGAGCUAUGGAAUUGGACCUGUGGUCAUUAA